Molecule: messenger RNA, 735 nt
Organism: Hirsutella rhossiliensis
Lineage: Eukaryota; Fungi; Ascomycota; Sordariomycetes; Hypocreales; Ophiocordycipitaceae
Product: NAD(P)H-binding domain-containing protein
Exons: 3
Coding region: 1-735 (244 amino acids)
Source: RefSeq, a predicted model, not a curated record
AUGAGGCUCAUCGUCGCCGGCUCGACGGGCUUCGUCGCCACCGAGCUGAUCCACCAGGCCCUCUCACAUCCCGCCGUCUCGUCCGUCGUGGCCCUCGGCCGUCGCCAGACCCCGGUCCCGCCCGGCGCCGACCCGGCGAAGCUCAAGUCGGUCGUGUGCGACGACUUUGAGCAUUAUCCGGACAGCGUCAAGCACGAGCUGGCCGGGGCCGAUGCCUGUAUAUGGACCAUUGCCGUGACGCCCUCUCGGGCCCGGACGAUGUCGUGGGAGCACGUCUGCAAAAUCUCUCGCGACUACGCCAUCGCAGGCAUCGAGACCAUCUCUCGGCUGCCCCGGCACGAUGCCAGCAAUUCCCUCCGCUUCAUCUACGUCAGCGGCUCCAACGCCGAGCGCGAUCCCGCCAAGAAACCCUGGAUCCUGGGCGACUACUGCCUCAUGCGGGGCGACGCCGAGUCGCGCAUCCUCACUUUCGCGCAGCAAUCCGAGGGUGCGGUCCAGGCCGCCGUCGCCAAACCUGGCCUGAUCGACGGUCCGGGCAGGUCAGGGCCGUUGGUCAAGGCCCUCCAGACGGUCGGAUGCACCGUCUUCGGUUUGCCCCAGGUCCAGGUCAGCGAGAUCGCCGCCACGCUCCUGGACCAAGCUGUCAACGGCUUCGAGAAGGAUACUCUUCUCAAUGAUGACCUGGUUCGCAUCGGGCAAAGGGCUCUGGCAACCCGGCGGCAAGCAGCCUCCUGA